UAGUUAUUGUGACUCUAUUGUUCCUUUUUGGGGCCGGGAGAGAUAUCUGGCGCUACUUGUGCUCACUGAAAGAGAAGGCUAAAUCUCACUUAUUACUUGAUUUCUUUUCUUUCAAGAUAAUAACGUAAUAAAUCCGACUGGUUUCAGGUCGGUGCCACACACAAGAUGUCGUACCCUCCUCACCUCAAUCGGCAACAGAUUGGGAUCCCCCAGCUUCCCCCUGGAAUCCCUCCCCCCCAGUUUGCAGGGUUCCCCCCAACGGUUCCUCCUGGAACGCCAAUGAUUCCAGUGCACAUGGGCCUGAUGACGCCCGCCCCUACGGUCCUGGUACCCACCUCCAUGUCGAUGGUAUCGAAACCCGUGGGCCCCCGGAAGGAGGUGACCGGGACGAGGGCCAAGGAGGCAGAAGAGAGCAGUGGACCAACCACCACGGUGUUUGUGGGCAACAUCUCGGAGAAGGCAUCGGACAUGCUGGUCCGACAGCUGCUUGCAAAAUGUGGCUUGGUCCUCAGCUGGAAAAGAGUCCAGGGAGCCUCUGGAAAACUUCAAGGUAAAAACAGGACAGCCUUCGGCUUCUGCGAGUACAAGGAGCCGGAGUCCACGCUGCGGGCCCUCAGGCUCCUGCACGAGCUCCAGAUCGGCGACAAGAAGCUGCUGGUCAAGGUGGACGCCAAGACCAAGGCCCAGCUGGACGAGUGGAAGGCCAAGAAGAGGAGUGCCAACGGGACCGCGAAGGUGGAGGACGGUGCCAAAGAGGAGGAUGAGGAGGACGUCCUGGACGAGGAGACGAAGCGCCGGGAUCAGAUCGUGAAAGGCGCGAUCGAGGGCCUCAUCCGGGAGUACUCCAGUGAGCUCAACGCUCCCUCGCAGGACGCUGACACGCCCCAUCGCAAGAAAAGGAAAGAGAAGAAGGAGGAGGAGGAUAUAAAUGCAAUCGAGAUGGAGGAGGAUAAGAGAGACCUUAUAUCCCGAGAGAUCAGUAAAUUCAGGGACACGCACAAGAAACUGGAGGAAGAGAAGGGGAAGAAGGAGAAGGAGCGGCAGGAGAUUGAGAGGGAAAGGAGGGAGAGAGACAAAGAGAGAGAGCGGGAGAGGGAGCGACGUGACCGGGAGAGAGAGAAGGAACGGGAGAGGGAGAGAGAGGAGAGGGAGAAGGAGCGUGAGAGGGAGAGGGAGAGAGACCGGGACCGCGAGAGGACGAAGGACAAAGAGAGGGAGCGGGAGAGAGAGCGGGAGAAGGAGAGGAGCCGGGAUCGGAGCAAAGACCGCAGCAGGUCCAGAGAGAAGAGCAGGGAUGAGAAGAAACGAGACCGUGAGGAAGAUGAGGAGGAAGCAUACGAGCGCCGAAAACUGGAGAGGAAGCUGAGGGAGAAGGAGGCCGCCUACCAGGAGCGUCUGAAAAACUGGGAGAUCCGGGAGAGGAAGAAAGCUCGCGACUAUGCCAAAGAAACCGAGCGGGAAGAAGAGAGGCGGAGAGAAAUGGCAAAAGAAGCCAAACGGCUGAAGGAGUUCCUGGAGGACUACGACGACGACAGGGACGACCCCAAAUACUACAGGGGAAGCGCGCUGCAGAAACGCCUGCGGGACAGAGAGAAGGAGAUCGAGGUGGACGAGCGCGACAGGAAGAGGGAGAAGGAGGAGCUGGAGGAGAUCAGACAGAGGCUGCUGGCCGAGGGGCACCCAGACCCUGACGCUGAGCUGCAGAGGAUGGAGCAGGAGGCGGAGCGCCGCCGGCAGCCCCCCGUGAAGCAGGAGCCGGAGUCCGAGGAGGAGACGGAGAAGGCCCAGAAGGAGGAGCGGGAGCGCGAGAGGGAGCGGGACCGGGACCGGGACCGGGACCGGGACCGGGACCGGGAGAGGAGGGGCGGAGCCGUGUCCGGGCCGGAGGCCAUGGAGCCGGAGCCCCAGUCGGAGGACGAGGUAGAGGACGGCGAGGAUGAGGACGGUGAGGAGGACGACGAGAUGCCCGAGGUCAAGCCGUGCCUGAAGCCCACGCUGCGGCCCAUCACCGCCGCCCCCUCCGUGUCCUCGGCCAGCGGGAACGCCUCGCCCAACACUCCCGGGGACGAGUCCCCGUGCGGCAUCAUCAUUCCACACGAGAACUCGCCAGAGGCCCCGCCCCCUGAGGAGCUCCGCCCAAAAAUAGGCCUCAGUCUCAAACUGGGCCCAACGGGCAGCCCCAGCCAGCCCAACGCCGUCAAGCGCAAGAAGCUGGCGGUGGACAGCGUCUUCAACAAGUUCGACGACGAGGAGGCGGACGAGCUGCCCCGCAAGAGGAAGCUGGUGCCGCUGGACUACGGCGAGGACGAGAAGGGCGGCCUGGGGCUGGACGGGGCCGAGGUGGCCGGCGCCAAGGGCAGCGUCAACACCGAGGAGAAGCGCAAGCACAUCAAGAGCCUCAUCGAGAAGAUCCCCACCGCCAAGCCCGAGCUCUUCUCCUACCCACUGGACUGGGCCAUCGUGGACUCGACGCUAAUGGAGCGCAGGAUCCGCCCGUGGAUCAAUAAGAAGAUCAUAGAGUACAUCGGCGAGGAGGAGGCCACGCUAGUCGACUUCGUCUGCUCAAAGGUGAUGGCACACAGCACACCUCAAGGCAUUUUAGAUGAUGUUGCCAUGGUUUUGGAUGAAGAGGCAGAGGUCUUCAUCGUGAAAAUGUGGAGGUUGUUAAUUUAUGAAACCGAAGCCAAGAAAAUUGGACUUGUGAAAUAGAAGAGGAGCACUGGACGGGGACAAGCUCUCCUGCCUUCUUCCUCUCUCAGCUUUCUCAUCAUUUGUACCAAGCAAGAGACUUCUUAUUCCCCAACAUUACUGAAAUAGCCCUAAACUAGAACUUAUGGGGGGGGGGGGUGGGUGGAGAGAGGGGGGUUUGUGGGUAUCCAACAGCAAGAACGAGUAAAAGACGGCCAUUUUGGCUCCAGCCGCUACCGGGGCUCUCUGAACUCCCAGCUACUGCUUCUGUGGUGCGCGUGUACGUGAGGAAUAGCAUGUUUGUACGUGAUUUAUUGCAUUUGUGAGCGUGUGUGAGGGAGGGUGCACUAACUGCAUGGCCAAAAUCCGUUCGUUUUCUGGAUCUCGUUUGCCCCCGCCGGGGUCGAGAUCUGGUGAGGGGGAUCGAGACAGGCAGACAUGACGGUGAGACGGUGAGAAUUUACGCAGGUGAGCCCCCCCCAUUCCCCCCCCCCGUCUGCCUCUCACUGGCACGCCAUAGAAGGCCACUUGGUUGCACGUCUCGCGCUCUGGAUGUUUUAGUUAUGUUGAUCGUUGACAGAACUGCAGGCCCUAUGUAAAGUACAAAUAUGUUUUUUUUUUUUUGUACGGAUAACAUCUACAUGCCAUCCACCAAUAAUUUCCCCCGUGUUUAACCAAACUGUUUUGAGUGAUUGGAUGUCAUUUCACGUGGUUGGGAGCUGCCCAGAGUUCUCCCCCGUCCAUGUUUUCUGGUGGUUUUUCUGGGUUUCUGGGAAAGGCCACUGAGAAAUGGAUGGGGAAUGGAUGGCCUUCUGGAUCCUGAAGCGUCUCGGUGCUUGGAGCCCAUUGACCCACAUUAAGCCUUUGUCCCGUUGUCUUGUAGACUUUGGAAAAAGUUUAAAUGAUUUCAUUUGUUUUCUUCUUUUUUUUUACAAAACAUAAAAAACAAAAAACAAAAAGGAAGUAGUAUUUCUGUGAAUUCUGCUGUGUGGAAUGAUCAAGUCGUUUUAUUUUACAGAAUUUUUUUGUUUUGGUUUUUGCAGCAGUUAUGAUUUCACAUCUACUGUUCAAGUUGCUAAUGGCUUUUUCUCCCUGAAGAGCAACAGCAGUUCGUAGGUUGCGACUUGCUACAAGUUUGGUAAUGUAACUGAGCGUGUAGCUUUGAAGGGUGAGAUCUAUCAGGUUCAUUUGCACAUACAGAAGAACAUUGCUCUUGUUUUUAUUACGAUGUUUUUGCUGUGAAUAAAGGAUUGUAAAAUACA
Molecule: messenger RNA, 3950 nt
Organism: Anguilla rostrata (American eel)
Lineage: Eukaryota; Metazoa; Chordata; Actinopteri; Anguilliformes; Anguillidae
Gene: rbm25a
Product: RNA binding motif protein 25a
Exons: 18
Coding region: 166-2709 (847 amino acids)
Biological process (GO): regulation of alternative mRNA splicing, via spliceosome; mRNA processing
Cellular component (GO): spliceosomal complex
Molecular function (GO): mRNA binding
Source: RefSeq, a predicted model, not a curated record